CCCCGGUGAAGCAUUCGACACUCUGCACCCUGCAUUUGCCCACCCGACUCCUUUCACAAGCUGUACUUUCUGCGGCCGUUCUGUAUAAUCAUCUUCCCUUCGCAACACCUGCUUUACAUGUCCAAUUCGGCAAAAGGACCACCCUCGUGGCUCUUCCGCAACAACAACACCAACUCCGGCAUCCCAUCAAACGAAAUGGCCAAGAAAUCUUCUUCCUCCAAGGGCGAUGCCGCCGCCGCCGCCCCUCCUGCUCAGCUGCUCGACAUGGUCGAGGGCUUCCUCAGCAGCAACUCCUUGAGCUCGGCCCUCAAGGCCUUCAAGAAGGACCGCAAGGAAAAGGGCUGGACUGCUACAUCCGACAGCAAGGAGGAGCACACAUUGGCUUCCGUCUAUGAGCUGUGGUCUGUUGCGCAGAAGAAGCUCGAGGAGGACUCUUCCGACUCCGACUCUGACUCUGACGACUCCUCCUCGGACAGCGACAGCGACUCUGAGAGCGAGUCUGACAGUGACGACUCUGACUCUGACUCCAGCUCAGAGGAUGAGGCACCCAAGAAGAAGCUCGCCCCUGCGGCCAACCUGAAGCGCAAGGCUCCUGAGAGCAGUGAUGAAUCCGACUCUGAUUCCGACAGCGACUCCGACAGCGACUCUGACGACAGCGACUCCGACUCGGACUUGUCUGACGAUGAGCCCCAAACAAAGAAGCAAAAGACGGCCAAGGUUGCUGAGACUGAGAAGAUGGACGUCGACUCUGAAAGCGACUCAGACUCUGAUUCUGACUCGGAUUCCGAUUCCGACUCUGACAGCGACAGCUCCUCUGACGCCUCCGCUGAAGUGAAGAAGGCCGCCAAGGUUGCCCUGCCCGAGUCCGACAGCGACUCUGAUUCCUCUGAUUCCUCCGACUCCGACUCUGACAGCGACACCUCAGCUGCCGCCGCCAAACCCAAGGGCAAGUCCGGCAAGACUUCGUCCGACUCCUCCGUGACGCUUGACACCGCCGUCAACCCCCCUCUGCCCCCCGUCCCCGUUGCCACUGGCAAGCGCAAGCAAAACGAGCCCUUCUCGCGCAUCCCCAAGGACGUCUACGUCGACCCGCGCUUCGCCUCCAACGAGUACGUCCCCAUGGACUACUCGCAGAACGCCUUCAACGACCUCAUUGUCACCAAGGGCAAGGGCUUCACCAAGGAGAAGAACAAGAAGAAGAAGAACGGCUUCCGCGGUGGCGCCAUCGACAUUACCGACAAUAAGAGCGUCUACUUUGACUAA
Molecule: messenger RNA, 1263 nt
Organism: [Torrubiella] hemipterigena
Lineage: Eukaryota; Fungi; Ascomycota; Sordariomycetes; Hypocreales; Clavicipitaceae
Source: the annotation of a GenBank genome assembly